AUGCCUCCAGCUAUUUCUCAAAAUUCAAAGUUGAGGGCAUGGGAUGCUCUCACUCCUCCUUUAUCGGGAUGGAUUCUUGAUGCCAUCUCGUCCAUGGGCUUCUCCCGCAUGACGCCAGUGCAGGCUUCAACUAUUCCUCUUUUUAUAGCGCAUAAGGAUGUAGUUGUCGAGGCUGUUACCGGUAGCGGGAAAACAUUGGCUUUUUUGAUCCCCAUGGUUGAAAGGCUCUUGCGACUUGAUUCUCCUAUUAAAAAGCACCAUAUCGGAGCAAUAAUCAUUUCCCCCACUAGAGAACUGGCUACUCAAAUAUACAAUGUUUUGCAGUCCCUCUUAGCAUUUCACGGUCCUUCCGCGACCCGUUUACAAUCUGCGGAGAUCGGCAUUUGCGAACAGAAUGAAUCCAAUCCACCGCUGCCAUACCCUUCUUCCGUGUUAAAAAUAGUUCCCCAGCUACUUUUAGGUGGCACUACAACUCCCGCACAAGAUCUAAGUACAUUUUUAAAACAGUCGCCCAACGUUCUCAUUUCGACACCUGGCCGCCUUCUCGAGCUGCUAGCUUCCCCCCAUGUGCAUUGCCCACAGUCUUCGUUUGAGGUUCUUGUCCUUGAUGAAGCAGAUAGACUCCUAGAUUUAGGCUUCCAAGAAGAUCUACAAAAGAUUCUUCAACGGUUACCAAAACAACGACGGACCGGGUUAUUCAGUGCCAGCGUCAGCGAAGCUGUUGAUCAGAUAGUCCGCGUUGGCCUGCGGAACCCUGUCAAAAUUUCGGUCAAGGUGAAAGGUGCAGGAUCUGAAGACAAACGAACUCCAGCGAGUUUACAAAUGACCUACCUCCUCACCCCGCCCCCCCAUAAACUCCCAGCCGUUAAAAACAUCCUCUCAUCCAUCCACCCUUCCCCCCAGAAAUCCAUUAUCUACUUUUCCACCUGCGCCGCAGUAGACUAUUUUCAAGACAUCCUCUCUUCCAUCCUUCCUGAACAAUUCGAGACAAUUCCCCUUCACGGCAAGCACCCACCCCAAGUCCGCCAAAAAAACUUUGCUCGCUUUGUCAACUCUGUAGCCUCCUCCAUCCUUUUAACAACAGACGUCGCAGCCCGCGGGCUUGACAUUCCAUCUGUAGAUUUAGUAAUUCAAAUAGACCCCCCCACGGACCCAAAGGCUUUCCUCCAUCGCUGUGGACGCGCAGGUCGCGCAGGACGCCGGGGCCUCAGCAUCAUCUUACUCCACCCAGGCCGGGAAGAAGAUUACAUCUCGUUCCUCAACGUGCGCAAAACACCAGUGACGGCAUACCAAUGCCAAUCUUCACCGAUCUGCAUAUCUGACGAAGACGCGACGAACGCUACGGAGACAAUCCGAAAGCUUGUCCGACAGGACCGCGCGAUCCAUGACAAGGCACAGAAGGCCUUUGUCAGCUGGGUGAGGAGCUACAGCAAGCACCAAGCUAGCAGCAUUUUCCGUGUUACGGACCUGAAUUGGGAAGAUCUGGGACGGGCAUGGGGUCUAUUGCGUUUACCCAAGAUGCCUGAGUUGAAGAAUUUUACUGGUGAUCGAUAUUUAGGGGUGGAAGGAAUGGACUGGGAUAAUUAUGCGUAUAAGGAUAAGCAAAGGGAGAUGCGUCGAAGAGAGGAGCUAAAUGAACGGGCUAAUAAUGCUGAUGGUAUUGCUUCUAAUGCUAAGAGGCCCUUUAAAAGACCAGCUACACGCAGUGAAUCUAUUCCAUGGAGCCAGAACCUGAAGAAGAGAAGUGAGAAGGAGAGCAGACGAGAACGGAAGAAAGCUAGGAGAGAUCGUGAACUAUGGAGCAAAAUGACGGUGGACGAGAGAAACAAAGUACGAGAGACAGAACGUAUGGUUGAUGCCGUUCGAAAGGCUGUAAGGAAACAAUCUGGACUUCAGACGGGUGAUGCUUUGGAAGAGGAAUUUUGA
Paracoccidioides lutzii Pb01 is the source of this 1926-nucleotide messenger RNA. RefSeq names its product ATP-dependent rRNA helicase SPB4. Gene Ontology annotation, molecular function: RNA helicase activity; nucleic acid binding; ATP binding. Gene Ontology annotation, cellular component: nucleolus. The record is from RefSeq and is a predicted model, not a curated record. The coding region runs from base 1 to 1926 and encodes 641 amino acids. The transcript has 3 exons.